This is a messenger RNA of Harmonia axyridis, 2139 nucleotides long. RefSeq names its product TRAF3-interacting protein 1 (gene IFT54). Gene Ontology annotation, molecular function: microtubule binding. The coding region runs from base 88 to 1911 and encodes 607 amino acids. Gene Ontology annotation, cellular component: centrosome; axoneme; intraciliary transport particle B. The transcript is spliced from 5 exons. Gene Ontology annotation, biological process: regulation of microtubule cytoskeleton organization; cilium assembly; intraciliary transport. The record is from RefSeq and is a predicted model, not a curated record. Lineage: Eukaryota; Metazoa; Arthropoda; Insecta; Coleoptera; Coccinellidae.
GUUGUUUGUCAACUUUGUCAAUGUGAAAUUUGUGAAACAAUGACGUUUUGAUGGUGCCUUUCUAAUAAAUUUAUAUUUCGAUGAAACAUGAGUGAUGGGGUCGAUCUUGAAAUCAUUAAAAAAACGCAACAAGCUCUUGGGAAGUAUAUCAAAAAACCGCCACUCACAGAAAAACUGUUGAGUAAACCCCCAUUCAGAUUUUUACACGAUGUAGUAGUGGCGGUGAUAAAAAAUACUGGGUUUCUGAAAGACCUCUUCAAUCAAGAUGAAUUGAUCGCAGAUAAUGUGAAAGAAAGGGAGGCGAAAUUGUCUUUUCUUAAUAAAUUGAUCGAGGCAGUUAAGAAUAUAACCAGUAUUGAACUAAAAGUACGUGCCAGUAAAAUAAUAGCAGGGGCUCAACCUAACGAAACAAAUCUACUUUUACAAGCCAUAGCUCACGGAAUCGAAAAAAAACUAGACUCGUCAACUUACACUAACAAAAACCACCAGCAAACCAAAUUGAAAAAGAGUUCCAGUAAAGAGACCAAACUAGAUAAAUCGCCGAAAGAUGAGAAAUCCCCUACGGAACGGAAAAAUAAGGAGAACAGAAAUAGGAGCAAAGCUAGAGAACCAUCGAAGGAGAGAAAAGUUGUUUCUAAAGAAAAUGUCAACGAUAAACAUGAAAAGAAAACAUCGAUAUCUAGCACACGUUCGAACAAAUCCGAAAGUAAAACGAAGAAAACCAAACCUAAAGAUAUCAAUUCGCCGGAGUCUAUAUCUAAAACGUCCGAGAAUGUUUCAAUCAAGGAAAAAUAUAGCGAGAGGGCUGAAGUUGAAAAUAAAGCAAUACCAAUCGUUGAAGAGCCUGUGAAUAAUUUGGUAUCAAUCAAUGAAUCGGUCACUAACGAAGAUACCAUUUCUGAGUUUCCAACAAACGACGAUGACAGACCGAAAACUAGGGAUGUCCAAAGUAGUUUUCUCGCCAGGAUGGCCAACAAAAUUCCGGAAAAUGAGGGAAAUAUUGUGGCGCCGAUUGAAACGAAAAACGUAACUGAUGGAUCAAGCGAGGUUUUAGUUAUAGAACCAGAGAAAAAUCAGGCCGCACCUGUGACUAGACAGACGACGGCGCGACCUAAGUCCGCUAGACCGAAAAGCGGGGAAUUUAGGGAGAAAAAUGAAAAGCAUUUUGAGAACCAGAAGAAGAAAUUGGAGGUUGAGGAUAAGGAGAACAUCGUGCUCCAGACUAGCGGUCCUCAGAGGCCGAGGAGCUCGCUGAGGCCUCCCAGCGUGAGACCGUCGAGCGCCAGACCUGGGGCUCCUCGCCUGCGACCCGACUCUGCCCUGCCCGUCGAGGAGGUCGUGCCCAUGGGCAAGAUCAACGUCAUAGUGGAGAACUUCGACCACGACGCCGCCGACGACGAGGAAACCGUCGUGAUCCACAACGCGCCCGAGGACGCGACGCCCGUCGAGCCGGUCGUCGAUCUUCCAGCCAAGAACCAGAGCCACCUGGUGGGGCAGAUCCUGGACCAGAUCAGGGACCCGGAGGAGCUGUCGAAGAAGGGCAAGGCGGAGGUCGAUUGGGAACAAGACAAUCUGAGAGGAAGAGACACUACAAGCAAAGAAAUGAAUCAGCUGAGGAACGUUAUACAAAGUUUCACCAAAACUGCAAAUCCUUUGGGAAAAUUACUGAAUUAUCUCCACGAAGACAUAGAAACCAUGCAUGCUGAGUUGCAGCAAUGGACCAAAAUCAAAUCUCAGCUAUUUGCAGAAAUUGCUAAGCAGGAAAAGCUGAAAUUAGAAAUGGAAAAACCCCUGCUGGAAAAAUUAGAAAACCUAAAACAUGAGAUAGCAAAGCAAGAACAGGAAAUUGUUAGCGUCAGAUCUAACAUAAUCAAAAACGACAACAGAAUAAAAGAUUUGAUUAACAAAUGAUGUGCCUUAAAAUACGGACCUUUUUGAGAAAAUGUCGAAAUUCGAUAAGUUAUACAAGGAAUUUUUAUAACAGAAACUCUGAUCUAUUUUAGUAGGUGCGAAAAUAUUUGAGAAAAAGGACUUUUUCAAGACGAAAAUAUUCAAUUGAACUUGAAAUUUUUGGCAAUAAUUAACCAUUGUAGACUAUGUACUUCCACUGCGUAAACCAUAUAUGUUAUUAUCACUUUA